Molecule: messenger RNA, 540 nt
Organism: Pediculus humanus corporis (human body louse)
Lineage: Eukaryota; Metazoa; Arthropoda; Insecta; Psocodea; Pediculidae
Exons: 2
Coding region: 1-540 (179 amino acids)
Source: RefSeq, a predicted model, not a curated record
AUGUCAAAUAAACAAAGGAAAUAUGUCUGGGGACAUUCUUUUGAAUCAUUCGUACCUGAAAACGAACCACUUCAGUCUAAAAUCGUGGACGAUCAUGCCGUCGUGAAAACUUCAUCGGAAAAUUCUGGUAAAAAAUUUGAUAAAAUGUCGGAUACUUUGUCGUCUUCGUUGUCAUCGUCAUCAUUAUUAUCGGGAAGUGAUGGUGAAAUGAUAGACCUCGCCGGUACGAAAGUUGCUGAAAUAAUUAAAAAUCCGGUUAACGUUGAUUUAAAUAAAUUACCCAGUGAAGUUAUCGAGAAAAUUGCCGAAGGUGGUGUUACGACAACUCCAAAAAUUCCAAAAAAUGUGACGUCAGAAACGACAAACAAAACAAUUGAAAACGUUUCUGAGGAAUCCAUAGCGACAACAACUCCAGAAGUUAAACAACAACAACAACCGUCAUCAUCAUCAAACGACACGACCGAAAAAGUUAUGGAAACAACAACGUCGUCGUCUACCACCACCACGACCACCACAACCACAACAGCAUCGGUCACUUAA